This is a messenger RNA of Durusdinium trenchii, 1261 nucleotides long. NCBI's taxonomy places the organism in Eukaryota, Dinophyceae, Suessiales, Symbiodiniaceae. The record is from the annotation of a GenBank genome assembly.
AGGAUGCUGGGCGACUCCUGCGUGGAUUUGGGCCAAGGCUUUCCCAACUUCGACCCCCCGGAGUUCGUGGUGCAGGCGCUCCGCGAUGAGCUGGAGGGCCCGGUGGUGGGCGCGGUGCGCACACGACACCAGUAUACCAGGACGGCCGGGCACGUGACCCUCGUCGAGGCGCUGGCGGAGCGCUAUGAGGGACAUCUCGGACGGCCCUUGGAUCCGAUGAAGGAGGUGGCCGUGACUGUGGGAGCCACCAACGCGCUGUUCUUGGCCAUGCAGGCUGCAUUAGCGCGAGGCCACGGCCGAGAGAUCGUGGCCUUGGAGCCUUUCUUCGAACUCUAUCGCUCGCAGGCGCGCGGCCUCCACGCGGAGUUCCGCAGCGUUCCCCUGCGCUUCGACGAGGAGGCGCAUGCCUUCGAGCUCGAUGAAGCCGCCCUCGCCGAGGCUUUAGGUCCUGACACCUGCGCGCUCAUCGUGAACACGCCGCACAACCCCACGGGGAAGGCCUUCGAAGAAUGGGAGCUUAAGGCGAUUGCCAAGUUGGUGGAACAGCACCCGCACAUCUUAGUGAUCAGCGACGAGGUCUACAAGUACAUGAUUUUCGAUCCGCCCAGCGGGUCCCCAAGCACCGCCAAGGACGCACCGAAGGGUCACGUCCAUUUCGCCAAGCUGCCGGGCAUGUGGGAACGCACGCUGACCGUCAGCUCUGCGGGCAAGACCUUCGGCAUCACCGGCUGGCAGAUCGGUUGGCUCAUCGGCCCCAAGCAGUGGAUGGAGCCGAUCCAACGCUUCAUGCCCAAUUUGCAGUUCUGUGCUCCGACGCUGACCCAGCGCGCCUUGUGCCGGGUGCUGCGGCAAGCGGCGCAGCCCUUCCACGGCCUGGAGAGCUACUACGAGUGGCUCAGACAGGACUACGCUCGCAGAAGGGACAUCAUGGUGAAUGCGCUGGAGGCCGGCGGCAUCAAAACAGCCAGGUCCCAAGGUGGCUUCUUCCUCCUGGGUGACAUCAGCGGGCUCUCCGGUCCCGAUGGCCCGCUGCAUGAGAGCUGGCAGGCCUCGCUGAGGCCCGGCGAGGCCGCGGAUUGGACGACCUGCCGAGCGCUGGCGGCCGAGAUCGGCAUCGUGAGCUUGCCGGUGAGCCCCUUCUUCGGCCACGGCACUGCGGAGCACAUCCGCACCCGCUUCGCGCGCUUCUGCUUCGCCAAGACUGACGCCACCUUGGAGGAGGCAGCCAAACGCCUCAAGAGCUUGCGCGCCUGAUCGAGGG